GUGGCAGGCGGGGGGCGGGGAGCCGAGCGCGAGAGGGAGGCGAGCGGCUAGACAUAGGCUCCGAGGCUCCAGCGAGCGAGCGACGAGCGAGCCCGGGAGGGAGGGAGCGAGCUAGCAGCCGCGCCGCCGCCUCGCAAUCCGCCGCCAUCCCGCCGCCUCCGCGCCCGACCGCAGCCCGACCGCCAUCGCCCGGCCCAGUCGCGCCCGCGGAAUCAGACCAGGCAGAUCGGGAGCGGUGCCGAGAAAAAUUUCCUUACUAGAUGACAUUUCAUCGCAAUGUCCGAUCGUUUGGGGCAAAUAACCAAGGGCAAGGAUGGGAAAAGCAAGUAUUCGACUCUCAGCCUGUUUGAUAAGUAUAAAGGAAAAUCAGUAGACUCGAUCAGAUCCUCAGUUAUUCCUAGACAUGGCUUACAGAGUCUCGGGAAAGUUGCCACAGCCCGGCGUAUGCCACCGCCUGCAAACCUGCCAAGCUUGAAGUCUGAAAACAAAGGAAACGACCCCAACAUCGUUAUAGUACCCAAGGACGGAACGGGAUGGGGAAACAAGCAGGAUCAGCAAGACCCAAAGAGUUCCAGUGCGACGGCCUCUCAGCCGCCGGAGUUGCUGCCGCAGCCGGGUUUGCAGAAAUCUGUCUCCAAUUUGCAGAAACCGACACAGUCCAUCAGUCAGGAGAAUACAAAUUCAGCGCCAGGUGGACCAAAGUCAUGGGCACAGCUGAAUGGAAAGCCAGCAGGACACGAAGGUGGUUUAAGGGCCUCAAGCCGACUGUUAUCCUUCUCUCCCGAGGAAUUUCCGACGCUGAAAGCAGCUGGAGGGCAGGACAAGGCUGGCAAAGAAAAGGGCGUCUUAGAUCUGUCGUAUGGGCCAGGACCAAGCCUCCGCCCUCAGAAUGUGACAAGCUGGAGGGAGGGCGGUGGGCGAAACAUAAUUUCUGCCACGUCUCUGAGCGCCUCCCCAACUGAGCUGGGCAGCAGGAACUCGAGUGCGGGAGACGGAGCCCCCUCCUCGUCAUGUACCAGCGAUUCUAAGGACCCCUCUCUCCGCCCGGCUCAGCCUGUCCGAAAAGGGGCUUCACAGUUCAUGGGGAAUGUAUACCACCCACCUACAUACCAUGACAUGCUUCCUGCUUUUAUGUGUUCGCCACAGUCAUCCGAGAGCCAGAGUGCAGUGGGACGAGGAACUUUUCCCCUUCCCCAGCUCCGUCUUGAACCCCGUGUUCCUUUUAGACAGUUCCAGAUGAAUGACCAAGACGGAAAAGAAAACAGGCUGGGAAUGACCCGCCCGAUCCGUCCACUGAGGCAGCUGGUGGAACGGGCGCCGAGGCCCACCAUCAUCAACGCGGAGAACCUGAGGGGCCUUGACGACCUGGACACCGAUGCUGAUGACGGCUGGGCAGGCCUCCAUGAAGAAGUGGACUACUCGGAAAAGUUGAAGUUCAGUGAUGAUGAGGAGGAGGAGGAAGUUGUGAAGGAUGGCAGGCCAAAGUGGAACAGUUGGGACCCCAGGAGGCAGCGGCAGUUGUCAGUGAGCUCUGCAGACAGUGCUGAUGCCAAGCGCACCCAAGAGGAAGGAAAGGACUGGGGCGAAACAGGAGGCAGGACCCGUGUCGUCCGGAAGGUGCCAGAACCUCAGCCGCCUUCUAGGAAGCUUCACAGCUGGGUGUCAGGCCCUGACUACCAGAAGUCCUCCAUGGGCAGCGUGUUCCGGCAGCAGUCUGUCGAGGACAAAGAGGACAAGCCACCCCCGAGGCAGAAGUUCGUCCAGUCGGAGAUGUCCGAGGCCGUGGAGCGAGCCCGAAAGCGCCGGGAAGAGGAGGAGCGCCGGGCCCGGGAGGAGAGGUUGGCCGCCUGUGCCGCCAAACUCAAGCAGCUGGACCAGAAGUGCAGGCGGGCUCAGAAGGCGGGUGGGGCCCAGGAGCCGGCGGGGAAGGAGGCGCCCCGCUCUCCAGGCGCCCCACAGGAGAAUGGCCCAGCUGUCCGCAGAGGCUCCCCUGAGUUCUCUGCCCAGGAAGCCCCCAACACGUUUUCGGAGGAAGCCCCUACAGCCCCUGCAGCUGUGGCUCAGAGCGGCGGCAGUGAGGAGGGGGCCAGGGAGCCUGGGUCCCCUGCGCAGGAGUUCAGCAAGUACCAGAAGUCGCUUCCACCCAGGUUCCAGCGCCAGCAGCAGCAGGAGCAGCUGUACAAGAUGCAGCACUGGCAGCCAGUGUGCCCUCCGCCAUCCCACCCGCAGCGCACCUUCUACCCGCACCAGCCUCAGGUGCUGGGCUUCGACCCCAGGUGGAUGGUGAUGCCUUCCUACGUGGACCCACGGAUCCCGCCCACGCGGACCCCAGUGGAUUUCUAUCCCUCAGCCCUGCAUCCCUCGGGAUUGAUGAAACCCAUGAUGGCCCAAGAUUCUCUCAGUGGAACUGGCUGUCGCUCUGAGGAUCAGAGCUGUGUGCCCCCCCUGCCGGAAAGGAAAGUGACCACCAUCGAUGCAGCCCCCGUGUGGAGCCCCGAGGGUUACAUGGCGUUGCAGAGCAAGGGCUACUCGCUCCCCCACCCGAAACCCAGUGACACUUUGGCCAUGGACAUGCGUGUCAGUAAAGGCGAGCUGGCUGUGCUGGCCCAGUGCCCCAGACUCUCCGCGGACGCCCCGGCUCCAGCUUGUGUGAACCAGAGGAUCCCCGGCUGCUCGCUGAGUCCACCGGCCACUGACUUCUUCACUCUCUGGACUCCAGGGGCCGCCACCAGCCCAUGGCCCAGCAUCUCUGAGACCUGUUUAAAGAUAGAGCGAAUGAAUGAAAGCUCUUACUCUGCCUCACCUGGAAGGUCAGGGGGCGUAAGUGCCCGGCGCAAUCUCCUUGAGGAGAGAGGGGAGGAGUACUUGAGUGCUUUUGACAAGAAGGCCCCAGCAGACUUUGACAGCUGUGUCUCUUCUCAAAGAAUAGGCCAGGAGCUUUUGUUUCCACCCCAAGAAAAUGUUCAGGAAGCAGGCGCACCUGGGAGUCACACCCCAAACCUCAGGUGUUCCACACUGGAGCCCGACUUUGCCCCGGCUGAGAAAAAACCAGAGUAUAGCGAUUGGGACGUGAGCCGCCAGCUGAAGGCCGCCAACCCAGACACCAGGGUCGAGAAGGAGGCGCCCCAGGAGGGACUGUCCUUCAGUGUCUCCUCCUGGGAGAAGGAAGGCAGCCCCGGCAGACAGCCGGCCCUGGAGCCCGCGUGGACGCCAGAAGCCCGGGGCGCCGGCAGCCAGCACCCUGAGCAGACCAGCAGGACCCGGAGGUCCGGCCCCAUCAAGAAGCCCGUCCUGAAGGCCCUCAAGGUGGAGGACAAGGAGAAGGAGCUCGACAAGGUGAAGCCAGAGCUGGGAGAGGGGAGCGCCUGCCCGGCUCGGGAGACGGGGCCCGUUUGCGAGACGGCCGAGGACCAAGACCAAGAGAACGACCCCGCGCUGGCCAACGUGGCCCCGGCUGCCUCGGAGGACCAGGGCUCGGCCCGUGCUGCCUUGGGCCGCGGGGCCAGCCGGCCGGAGGAGGAUGACAAGCCCGUCGGGGCCCGGGAUGCCAGCCCCUCCCGGGAGGCCAGCCACACACCGCCUACCAAGAGGAAUAACUGGAUCUUUAUUGACGAGGAGCAGGCCUUUGGGGGCCGGGGGCAGGCCCGGGGCCGCGGCCGCGGGUUCCGAGAGUUCACUUUCCGCGGGCGGCCCGUGGGCGGCGGCCUCUGUGGCGGGGGCGUCCUUGGGGCGCGGGGCCUCUACGGCGGCAGCCAGAGGAGCGGCCGCGGCCGGGGACCGCGAGAGUUCGGGCUGGCAGACGACUUCCCCCGGGCCAAGCCCCGGCGGAGGAUCGCCAGCGAGACCCACAGCGAGGGCUCUGAGUACGAGGAGCUUCCCAAGCGGCGGCGGCAGCGGGGCGCCGAGACCGGGGACGAGGGCGCGCUCCCGGAGAGGGAGGAGGCCGCCGGGAGGAAGGGCGACUUCAGGGAGUCCUGGCGGUCCGGCAGGAUGUACCCCGAGGACCACGGCGGGCCAGAGGCCAAGAACCGAGGCCCGCGGGCCUUCGGGCGCGCCCUCCCCCCGCGGCUGAGCAACUGCGCAUAUGGCCGGAGAACCUUCGCGGCCAAGGAGGCGGCCCCCUGGCCGAGCCGGGGUCUGGGCGCCUCCUGGCAGGAGUCCGGCCCCCCCGACACGUGCGGGGCCCGGCGGCCCUCAGACAGAGACUACAUCCCGGACACCUACAGACACCCCGACGCCUUGGGCACCCGGGGCUUCGAGGAUGGCCGUGUGGAGGACAAGAGGGCCUUCUUCCAAGAUGACCACGCGGCAGAUUCCGAAAAUGCCGAGAACCGGCCCUUCAGGAGAAGACGGCCCCCGCGCCAGGACAAGCCCCCCCGCUUCCGGCGCCUUCGGCAGGAGCGGGAGGCCCUGGGCCUGUGGGGGCCGGAGGAGGAGCAGCCCCUGCCGGCGGGCCAGUGGCCGGGCCGGCCCAGACCGUGUCCCGGGGACAGGAGCGGCACCACGGGCCGCAGGUCCCCCGAGCUCGCCUACCAGAACUCCUCGGACCACGCCAACGAGGAGUGGGAGACGGCCUCCGAGAGCAGCGACUUCAGUGAGAGGCGGGAGAGGCGGGACGGGCCCGGGCCCGAGCCCGAGCCCCAGGCCGACGGCCUGCCCGGGGCGAGCGCGGGUGAGAAGAAGGAGCUGGCCAAGCGGAGCUUCUCCGGCCAGAGACCCCUCGUUGACAGACAGAGCCGGAAGCUGGAGCCGGGAGGGUUUGGGGAGAAGUCUGUUAGGCCAGGUGGCGGUGAAACUUCUCCCCGUUAUGAGAGCCAUCAGAGUGGGACGCCUUUGAAAGCCAAAAGGUCCCCGGAUGACACCUUGCCUGGAGGUCCUGGCUGCAGCAGUGGGAGCGGCCACUACACGCUGGAGCGGGCAGCCCACGCCACCUCUGACAUCCCCGAAGCCUCCUGUGAGAAGGCAGAGAAGGAGGCCCAGCUGGCUGCCCAGAGGGCAGGCGAACAGGGAGAGACCAUGAAACCGUUUGACCUGAACUAUGGAAAUGCCAUCGUUGAAAACUGCGGAUCCAGCCCCGGAGAGGAGACUGAGGUGGGCUCUGUGGUGGGGGAAGGCUUCAUCGAAGUCCUGACCAAGAAGCAGCGCCGUGUGCUGGAGGAAGAGAGGAGAAGGAAGGAGCCAGCCGUGCAGGUACCUGUCAAAGGCCGAAGUCUUUCCUCUCGUAUUCCUCCUCGGUUUGCGAAAAAGCAGAACCACCUGUGCCUGGAGCAAGGUGAUGGAACUGUGCCUGGCAGUAGCCUGGGCACCGAGAUCUGGGAGAGCAGCGGCCAGGCAGCCCUCCCCAUUCAGGCCUCGACCGGCGACUCCUGGGCCAAAGCCGCCACCGCCUUUGCCGGCACCGAGCCCGGCUCUGCCGAGCAGGGCUUUAAGAGCAGCCAGGGAGACAGCGGCGUUGACCUGAGCGCCGAGUCUCGGGAGUCCUCAGCGACCUCCUCGCAGCGCAGCUCCCCGUACGGCACUCUGAAACCCGAGGAGGUGAGCGGGCCCGGCCUGGAGCCCAAGGCCGAUGGCCACAAGGAGCAGACUCAGAAGCAGUCGGAGCCGAAGGAUUCCGAACAAGGCUCGGGACAGAGCAAGGAGCACAGACCAGGACCCAUCGGCAAUGAGCGGUCUCUGAAAAACAGGAAGGGCUCCGAGGGGGCUGAGCGGCUGCAAGGGGCUGUGGUCCCCCCUGUUAAUGGGGUGGAGAUUCACGUGGACUCCGUGCUGCCAGUGCCACCCAUUGAAUUUGGAGUCAAUCCAAAGGACUCUGAUUUCAGCUUGCAGCCCGCUUCUGCCUCUGGUCCCGCGGGGAAUCCAGUUGUCAAACUUCAGGACGCGUUGGCCAGUAACGCUGGGUUGGCACAGAGUAUUCCCAUCCUCCGGCGCGAUCAUCACAUCCAGAGGGCCAUCGGCCUCUCACAGAUGUCCUUCCCCACCGCCGACCUCACUCUGAAGAUGGAGUCUGCGCGCAAGGCCUGGGAAAACUCGCCCAGUUUGCCGGAGCAGAGCUCCCCAGCAGGCGCUGGCUCGGGCCUGCAGCCGCCGUCCUCCGGGGCAGCCUCCAGCGGGGUCAGCUACAGCUCCUUCGGCGGGGUCUCCAUGCCCCCCAUGCCCGUGGCCUCGGUCGCACCUUCUGCGUCUCUUCCAGGCAACCACCUGCCACCUCUCUACCUGGAUGGCCAUGUGUUUGCAAGUCAGCCCCGGCUGGUUCCUCAGACGAUACCUCAGCAGCAGAGUUACCAACAGGCUGCCGCCGCCCAGCAGAUCCCAAUUUCCCUUCACACGUCUCUGCAAGCUCAAGCCCAGCUCGGACUGAGGGGCGGGCUCCCCGUCUCCCAGUCUCAGGAGAUCUUCAGCUCCUUACAGCCCUUCAGAUCUCAGGUGUACAUGCACCCCAGCCUGUCACCGCCCAGCACCAUGAUCCUCUCCGGGGGCACAGCCUUGAAGCCCCCCUACUCGGCGUUCCCAGGCAUGCAGCCCUUAGAGAUGGUGAAGCCCCAGUCCGGCUCGCCCUACCAGCCCAUGAGUGGAAACCAAGCCCUGGUCUACGAGGGCCAGCUCGGCCAGGCCGCCGGGCUCGGCGCCUCCCAGAUGUUGGACUCCCAGCUCCCACAGCAGCUGACGAUGCCGCUGCCUGGCUCCCAGCUGCCCCUGCCUCGGUACGGCUCUGGGCAGCAGCCCCUGCUCCUGCCGCAGUCCAUCCAGCUGCCACAGGGGCAGAGCCUCUCUGUCGGGGCCCCCCGAAGAAUGCUCCCACCCGGGUCCCAGCCUUCGGUCCUUAACACCAGCAGAGAGUCUUCUCAGAUGGAGAUGAAGGGCUUCCACUUUGCCGACAGUAAACAGAAUGUUUCUUCAGGAGGCUCCAUGCCAUCACCGCAGACCUACAGUUCCAUAUCCGAGGAUUCAACCAACUGCAGAUCGUGUAGUACGUGCUUACUGAAAAGAAUCCACGUGCCUAGCUCUGCUAGCCCCAGUGGGAAGCCCUCUGGAUCAGCAGUUAACAUGGGCUCUGUGCAGGGACACUACGUUCAACAGGCAAAACGAGUGGAUGAAAAGCCCAGCCUGGGAGCCGUGAAGCUGCAGGAGGCCCCCUCAGCCGCUUCCCAGAUGAAGCGAACUGGAGCGAUCAAGCCCCGGGCAGUGAAGGUGGAGGAGAGCAAGGCCUGAAGAUGCUGGGCCUGGCCUGCCCAGAAGGACUGCCGCCCCUCGACCUCGCUGCCACCGGACGCUGGGGAGCCUCCCAGAUGGAUCCACCGUCCACCGACCUGGCCCGGACUGCGAGAUCUCCCUGCUCUCCUCCACUCCUGAAAGCUCCGUUGUCCAACCAGCUUGCACCCGUGGAUCUGUGGCAUUGACCUGCUUGGCUUUAAUACGAAACAAACGAAAAAGCAAAUGACUCCAUUCCCGCCUCCUUUCCGCCACGACCGUGGAGUGACCGAGCCGUCAUGCCGUGCAGAUUAACCCCGCCCUCCCCUCCUCAUCCUGCUCCUGGCAGCCAUGGCGCCCUCCACCGAGCUUCCUUCCCUCCCCGCUUUCCGUCCCCGGGCACGGUGGUCUGGCAGCAGGGCCGUUUUAGUUGAGGCUUUUUGUUUUAAAAAGCAGCUAAAGGUUUUUACAAAAGAGAAAGGAAAAGAAAAACACAAGCUUCGUCUGUAGAGCUGGACUUUUGUAUGUUCUUUGCCAUCCUCUCCUGACUCCUCUUCUGUUCGGUAGUUUCCUUUUAACGUCUCUCCUGUUUAAUUUGAUACAUCACUGCGAUACCUUAAGAGAUGACUCUUGGGAACGUGCUCUCUCCUGCUCUCUCUCUCUCAGUUGGUUAACCUUUGAGGUUACUUGCAAAAAGAAGUGGUGACUUAAGACACCGCUCCUGAGCUUGGGAAGCGGUGGGGGGGUGGGGCGGGAGGGGGGAUGGCGUUUCAGUCGGCUUCCAGCCCCUGGCCUGAUGACCACAGGGACUUACGGGCAGCCCGGUGAAGCUGACGACGUUUUUAGCAUAAGAAUUACACAGAAUUUCUGUUUUGAACUCUUCAAAACUGGUGGGGACACUGACCGCUGGGCACCUGAGGUGAAUCAUGGAGCUAGAAGGCCCUGGCAUUUUCCAGUUUGGCCUGGACGGUGCGAACUGGCAGCAUGAGCCCCCGUCAGUGUCUGCUUCUGGGGUUCCAGCACCCGCGGGGCCUGAUGUUUUCCCACACGCUCCCUUUCCUCCGAGCUUCCCUCGUCCUUCCUGAGCUGCCUCUGUCUCUCUGGGUCCUCCUGUCCCUCCACCUAUCCCACAGCUCGUCACUGGAAGCCACGCACUUCCUCUGUGGUGACGGACGCGUGGACGGUUGUCACUAGAGACCGUGCAGUUCAUCCGCGUGGCAGUGAGCGCGUGGACGGGGGUUUGGUUGGGUCUGUGACAGAGGCGUGAGCUCUGGGAGGGCUUCCUUUUCUCCGCUCCCAGCAGCAGACCCAGGCUGUGGGGACAGAGAGGCCUGAGCUGGGCAGUGGGUCUCUUCAAGGACAGAGCAGUGUCCAAGGGGAGGGUGGGUUGCAGGGCUGAUGGUGAUUCCCAGAACAACCUGGGUAGCCUCGUAAGUCUGCAGAGCUGCCGUUAUCAAAGUCUUUGUGUGAGGCGUUUUAUGCUAGGCUUUUGUUUGUUUUUAAGGUAAGAAUUAGAAGGAAAUCAUCCCAAAUUCUGUCAUUCCAAGGAAAGGCGAGGGGAAAUUUGAAGUUUUGCUCACGCUCUCGGGAGUAACUAACCCGCCAUCUACCUGCCGUUGCUGGCGGGUCCAGGGAAGACCUGGCUCGGAGAAUGGGCAGUAGGCGAUCGGGGGCGUGCCCCACAGAGUCCACCCGCAGCGUUGCCACAGGUGUGUGACAGUCACUCGGGCAGUGGUUCUAAACUCUGUCCAGUGUGGAACACGGGGAAAGACGCGCCUUAGGAACCGCGGAAGUCACUUGUUGCUCUUCACUGCUUUAAGGAAGUGGGGGAACAACAGCCUCCUGGCAAAGGGUGCAGGGCUCCUCCCCGUGUCAUCCGGGGAGGCCAGUUUUCUUGAAGGAUGCUUCACUGCUUGAUCGAUAAUGUUCAGCACUCCCCUCCUUGCCUCCACCCUCAGGCCUUACUUCUCACUAGCUUGUUUUUUUUUUUCUCCUUCAUCCCCUGAAUCUUUACUCGGAAGGCCCUUCUUGAAGGGCUGCCCACUGGCUCACCUGCUCUUGUCUCACUUCCCCUGCGAGUGCCUAGCUGCCGUCCCCGCACCCAGCCGCCCUGACCGAGCUCCUCUCCGCUCCGGCCGCCCCUGCAGAGGCCACACACUCACACUUAGAAACAUGGCCAGACCCCUCACACCUAACUCCAGUGCACAUUGUCAAAAGGAAAAAAGGCUUUCUCAUUUUGAAAUUGAACAGGACAGUCCUGGAUGCUGUUACAAACUCUCAAGAUGUAUCCUUCAGGUGAACCUGCCAUCAGAGUGACGGUACUUCCUGUUGGAGAAAAAAUAAAAAUGAAAGGGUCACCUGUUCUCCAGCCCUUUUCUCUACCCCUGUAUUUCCCCACCCCCACCCCCCAAUAAAAACAGAAAACAC
Balaenoptera musculus (blue whale) is the source of this 9615-nucleotide messenger RNA. It is a transcript of the gene PRRC2B, whose product is annotated as proline rich coiled-coil 2B. The record is from RefSeq and is a predicted model, not a curated record. Gene Ontology annotation, biological process: cell differentiation. The transcript has 34 exons. Lineage: Eukaryota; Metazoa; Chordata; Mammalia; Artiodactyla; Balaenopteridae. Bases 277 to 7209 code for a protein of 2310 amino acids.